Messenger RNA from Oryzias latipes (Japanese medaka), 7309 nucleotides. RefSeq names its product zeta-sarcoglycan. Lineage: Eukaryota; Metazoa; Chordata; Actinopteri; Beloniformes; Adrianichthyidae. Gene Ontology annotation, biological process: cardiac muscle tissue development; heart contraction. The record is from RefSeq and is a predicted model, not a curated record. Gene Ontology annotation, cellular component: sarcoglycan complex; sarcolemma.
CACACACUGGCACUUUUCAAAAUGUGUGUUAGGAAUAAUGAAACGUGCCGGUGGUCGGCAGGCGGCGACAUCCAAUUACGCGCGAGAAGGAUUGGAACAGAUUGCGCCAUGACGCCCAACAGAAGAGAACUUUUGUCCGCGCACGAAGGUAGUCAGCCCACUGGGGAAGUGUCCUGCUCCCACAUCCUGACGGAGGCGGACUGUAUCAACUCCAGCGUGUUCAGAAAAUAACGCAGCAGCUCCAGGAAGACACAGACUUUCUGCAACAACCCUCUCCCGACAGAGUCUGCAUUUAAAUCUCCCCUGACUUCAGUGGCAAAGAGGCAUUGUCGAUUCAUCUAGUUGAUUAGAGGAGCGCACCCCCUCCCUGCCAACACACACACGUCAGUCAUUGAAAUAAUAUACAGCAGCCUUCCCUCCGUCUCUCCUCCCUUCUCAACUCCAGCUGCUCUCUCCAUCUCCUCUCCUCAGCACCUCUCUCUCUCUCUCUCUCUCUCUCUCAUUCUCUCUUCUUUCUCUUUCUGGGGGGGAGAGCUGAUCUCUCUGGCGGUUUGCCGCAUGGAAGUCGCCCAUGCAAAGCUGAAUAUCAUCUGUGUGAUCCGGACGUUUCCCAUUCCGCCGCAAGAGCAGAGGCAGAGGCUCGUCCACCGGAAACCAACGGGACACAACGGGAUUUCUGCGCUGACCGGCUGUGAAGGGGGCGGGCGGGGAGGGGAGCCUCAGUCCCGGCUUCAUUCCAGCAGAGAGGAAGACAGGGGGGACUCUCAGUCAGAUGUAACAGCACCCACAAAUCACCUGCUGGAUCGACAAGUGCGCAAAGCCUCCUGCUGAAAGCAUUACGCGCGUCUGCGUUGCUUUCCCACUUACUUUCUGCUCUCCCGGUUCCCGGCACGGGCAGAGCCGGGGACGGAGGGGGGUUGGUGGAGGCUCUUUCUUGGCGUGGAGUCCUGGUUUUACUAAGGGACACAGAGGGACGCCUGACACCGAAAAAAACCGUCGCCCGACUGGAUUAUUAACGAGGCGGACACCGGCAUCAGCUCAGGGAUGCUGCGGCUGAGUUUGGGACUCUAGAGACCUCCUCAACUUUUCUUAGGGGGUUGGGGGGAGGUUUAGGGUUUUAACCUGUCCCCCUAUGAUCCUCUGCGUCUCUGGGACCUUUGUUAUACUUGCCGCUCUUCACAGUCAUGGACCAGUCGGCGUCUUUGGACAUAGAGGCGCUCAAGAUGACACAGGAGCAGUACAUCCUUGCAGCCCAGCCCAACCCUUUGCACCAUCGAGCAGCGUCAGUGUGCGGUGCGCAGGUUUACCCCGCAGUGGGCAUCUAUGGGUGGAGGAAAAGAUGCUUGUACUUCUUCAUCCUCCUCCUCCUCGUCACGAUGAUCGUCAACCUGGCACUGACCAUUUGGAUCCUUAAAGUCAUGAACUUCACUCCGGAUGGCAUGGGAAAUCUGCGAGUCACCAAGGAGGGAAUCCGACUGGAAGGAGUAUCAGAAUUCUUACUGCCUUUAUACAUCAAGGAGAUCCAGUCACGUAAGGACAAUCCACUCAUCCUUCAGUCAGACAGAAAUGUCACUGUCAACGCUAGAAAUGACCAAGGAAAGCUGACUGGGCAGCUAACUGUGGGUGCAGACAUGUUGGAAGCUCAGUGUCAGAGGUUUGAGGUGAGGAGCAGUGAUGGUGAAAGAGUUCUCUUCUCUGCGGAUGAAGAAGAGGUCAGCAUUGGCACUGAGAGGCUUAAAGUCACAGGGAAUGAAGGAGUGGUGUUCAGUCAUUCUGUAGAGACUUCACAUGUAAGAGCAAAACCUUUCCAAGACCUCAAGCUGGAGUCCCCAACUCGAACUCUGACUCUGGAGGCUCCCAAAGGGGUGGAAGUCAGUGCUGGAGUGGGAGACUUCACAGCAUCUUGUCGGAAAGAUCUCCUGCUACAGUCCUCAGAUGGAGAGAUCUUUCUGGAUGCCAAUACUAUCAAGCUAGGCAACAUUCCUCUUGGUAGUGCUGUGGACCCACUGGAAGGAGCACCUCCAGGCACCACCUAUACCAAACAGACUGUGUAUGAGCUGUGUGCCUGCGCCAACGGAAAGCUUUACCUCUCCCCAGCCGAAACAGGCUCCACCUGCCAAACCACCAGUAACUUUUGUCUGUGGAGCUGAAACUUGGAGGCUUAUGAAGAGAAAUGAACGUGUGGACCAUGGUGUAUUUAGCUAAUGCAACCAGCUGAUUAAGUCAACACGGUUCAUGGCCAGAGGGAGUCUUUUGCUAGCUGAAGGACUGGAGUUACAUGAAGUGAAGGAUGGCGAGAAGUUCAUGUUCUUUCAGCAAUCAAAUGACGUGGAUUACAGCUUGGCAGGAAGCUAAUGUUUGCUAACAGAUCAACACUGACUGGGGCCAAACGUCGAGCUUAUCCCAGCUAAGAAUGAAUCGCCAUGGACUGCGGCCUGUGCAAGGCAGAUGCCAUCUCACUAAAAGAAUAAGAACUGAUCAGACACCAGUAAAUGCAAGAGAUGGUUUGGUACAAAGACUUCAGGUGGACAAAAACAAGCAGGUAUAGCCUGGGGGCUGACCUUUCAGUUUAAUAGUUAACGCCAUAAUGAUGUAUCAAAGUAAGAGGAAUUGCCCCAAGAAGUAUGACCAAAAUCUCCAGGAAAACACGCUUUUGUUCUCCUAUUCCUUUUUUUUUUUAACCAACAAACAGAUUUUCAGAUAAAUUGCAAGCCCAUUGGAGACAUGGAGAUGAAGUGAUCAGUUGGACAUCAGACAUCAGCUGGGAUGUUGGCUAAGCUCUAUGGGUAGCUAAUCAAUAAAUCAGUUCAUGGUUUUGUCUUGUGGGAAGCUGAGGCUACCUAAAGGACCAAUGUAUACCAGAAAGGCCUUCCCCUACUUUUCCCCUGCUCUUUCCAGCAACACAAACACACUUGAACCAUUUUUCUGCAUCAGUCUGAACCUGAAACACGACAAAGUUCCUAAACUUUUCUUUAAAAAGGGUAUCCAACAAAACUGAUUGUGGCUAAUCUCUUUAUUCUGUAACUGCUCUGAUUUUUCAAAUGCUCUUUUCUUUUUUUAUUCCUUUUUUUCCCCAAGAUUGAGCCUUUAUGACUGAAAUCUUUCUCGUGCACUUUAGGUGUUUAGAUUUCCCCCCUUAUCUCCCAUUCUCUGUCUUUGAUCUUUUGUUCAUGUUGUAGUUAUUUUCUUCUGUCUAUGCAACAAGUUGCACCGGAAAGAAAAGGUCAUUUUAAUCAAUCAAAGUAGGAUGGGAAAAGGAAAGGAAAAGAACAAUUGUUUUUUUGUGUUCAGGCAAGGAACCAGCUGAGCCAGGUUUCUCAUUCUUUUUAAAUUCUUCUUUAUUACUGUCUAGAUAUUUCGGAAAUUGGAUUCAUUAAAAAAAAAAAUUAGGAAUGGAACGUUAACAGUUGUGUGAAGAGUGUCUUAAAACUGGGUAAAAACAACCUGACAUGAACAGAUUCCCUUUCUAUUCAUCAUUGAGAUUAAAAAUGAGAAAAGUGUUGAUAAGUUCAUGAUUUAGUGGCCUGUUUAAUAAUGUUUAUCAGUAAUUAUUCUUUUUUUUUUUUUUAAACUAUGCCCUGCUGUGCUUUUAAUGUAACACUAGUCUUUUAAGGUCAGGCCACAAAAUCCUAAUAAAGUUGUGGUCUGGGUUUUAGGAACAUGCUUAUCUAGUGUCAUUGCUCCUUUGAUGGGUUUGGACCUUUUCACGGUCUAUUUAAACUCAAACACAAGCGGAACUGCUGCAGAUAAAAUUGUAAUUUCUCUGCCUCAUAUAGGCUCAGUAAAUCCUAGAUUUUGCUACAAUUUCAUUUAGUUCAAUGCAGUCAAGAGUCUUUGGGGACUGGCUAUUGAUGAGGGUGAGGCACAAACGCAAAGCGAAUUGAUCAAAAAGCAGCUUCAUGAAGAUCAAGCUUAUAUUUAAAUAAAUGUGAAAUAGUCAAACCGAACGUCCUGUCAAGAUUACUGUAAAAAAUAACAAGGACAGCUAAGAAAACUUAACAAGCCAGCCCUAAGAAAGAUGUGUGAUGAAUAACAGGUGAGUCUACACAGGAAGUAAACCUAGAUAAACCACUUUUCAGAAUAAAACCACGGUCAACCUUUAACUGUAGAAACAAAUGUUCUGAGCUCUGUGAUCUCUAGAAAGGAACAGGAAAACAGGAAUGCCCUAAAUAAAUGACCUAAACAGGACUUUAAAAAGAUCCAUCCACACUAAAAACUCUCAUGCAAAUGAAUGCUGGAAACAUCGGCAAGCCUUUACGUUUCUGCUUAUAGUUCAUUGUUUUUUAUUUAUAUGGUGCCUUAACAUGACUAAAGUCAAACAAGGCAUCGUACAGGAAAAUCUACAAGCAAUAAAAAUAUCAAUUAAAAAGUUAAAAGAAUUUAAAAGGAAGAAAUUAAAAAUACUGCAAUAGUAAAACAAGGACAUUGAUAAAAACAAGAGCAAGUAAAAAAACAAAAAAAAGCCCCAGUAGAGCAGAGUCUUGUGCCUGGCAAUAAAAAUGUGUUCUUAGAAGUGUUUUUUAAAUGGACAGUGAGGAAGCCUGCCGGAUGCUCAGUGGUAACACGUUUCACAGAUUCAGUGAACAUAUUGAAAUUGCUUGUUCCCUUCUGAGCUUCCUAUUGGACUGUGCUACUUGAUCCACUGACCUGAAGCACUGGGUUGGAGUGAGAAGCUCAGAGAGGUAUGGAUUAUUUAAAGAUUUCAACCAGAACCCGAGUAGCUGCGUUCUAGUGUUCUGGGGCGACGGGGUAAUCUAGCCUCGAUGUAAUGAAGACAUGGAUUUUUGUCUCAAAACAUUUUGAGACAAGUUUAUGUAAACUAGAGCUGCAUAUUAAACUUUUAUGACCUUAGCAAACUACACUUUAGGAAAAAGAAAAACAUCUACAGGUAAUUGUAACGCUUACAAAAUAAAAUAGGAAAUCAAAUGACUAAACUCGAAUAGCUCUGUCACUAUUGUUUACCAAAUCAUUAUGGUAACAGACUGGCGAUCUGUUCAGGGUGUAUCACCCAACCGUUUCCAGGUCAGACUUUGGCAGCCCCGUAACAACCAAAUAUGUUACAGGAGGUUAAGGAAAUGAAUGGAUGUUGUCAUCAAAGCAAAGGUUUAAAAGUCAAAGAGGAAUAACUGUAGCAGCUGCUCCACUUGCCAAGUCAGCCAAGCAUUUCACCAGUGCUGUUAGAUUUACAGCUCCAUCAUUUUUUAUUUUUUAUUUUUUUGUUCUCUGCAGAUGAGUCUUAAGUUGACACAAUGCCUGUGAACCAUCAAGUUUAUGCUUUGGCUUUGUCUUAAGUAGGAACUGAUUUGGGACACAAAAAGAAACAAACUCCACUUUCCCAUCCUUGGUAGCAGUAAGUUUGCAGCCGACCACUUGUUUGAAUAACUCCCAUAAGAUUCAUUGGUCACGCCAAACGAUUGCUUGUAAGUCUGGCCCUAAGAAGAUUUAGUUGUUGGUCAGAAGUAAUCGUCGAUUUAUAGUCAACAACAGUUAAAACAUCUCAAACUUGCUAUACCAUACAAGUGUUACUUUUAUCAAAUAGGCCAUACUUACCAAUAAUAAGCUGACAAAGUGCAAUAAUGCAGAAGUGUGUUUGGAAAUACUCUAGAUGUGAUAUAGGCUAGUUUUUUUUACAACUUUUAUUUCACAUUAAUGAUGCAAUUGAAAAUGCCAUAUUCCCUUCAAGUAAGGUUGUAUUUGCCUAGUUUUAAGACCUGAAAAAAAAUCCUAUUAUUUUCAAUCUUGUACUUAGAAAUGAUCCGCAUUCUGUAUUCCAGCUGUAAACCAGGGGAUGAUGCCACAGCAGGCAACACAUUUUUUCUACUCUGUGACUAAACUUUCCAUUGCAGAAUCUUCAGCGAUGACCGCACCACUUUCUUUCAUUUCAUGCUAGGCUCCCUGCUUGUAAGUUUGCUUUUCUUUGAAAGACCGUCUGCUUUUCUUGCACACUUAUUUUUCCUACUUUAACAUUGGCCCACUCUUCUGGCUUUUUCUUUUUUGUUUUUUAUUUUGUUCGCCUUUCAAUCUUUAUUCUAGAUUUUUUCUACUUAGCCUUCUUCUGUGGGUUUUUUUUAUCCUUUGUUUUUUCUUCAUCUAUCUAUUUUCCAUCAUUCUUCAUAUUACAGAUCCAAAUUUUAUUUGAAAAUCCUUUUUGUUCUGCUCUCAUUCUACACUGCUCUUGUGAAGUCCAUGCUCUACUUUUUUUACAUUGAGUUUAUCUGCUUCUCUCAUGCAAUCUAUAAGUCAACAUCUUGAAACAGGCAGUAACAGGAGAAACUGAGGAACUUAAAACGUGUCUAAAGCCUGGUGGAGAGUGUGAUUUGGCUUUGAGCUAGCUAACCUUGACAGCAACAUCGGCAUUAGCUCAAAUAGUCGUAUCUGCCAGGAGUCAUUCUCUCCAUGAAAGUUCUGUUGUUUGUGACGGAUCCACAAGAAAAAGUGUAUUUUCUUGAAACAGGUGUCUUUGCUACUCUUAGUGAAAGCACACAAAAGUGUGAAGAUUCUCAAUAUUCAUAUUAGACCAUCUUAAAGUGUUUUGAUAACAUGCAAGCAACCUGCCAGCCUUUAUCUGGUUAUUUAUUUGUCUUUCCUUUCCUUCUCUCUGCUUCAGACGCCCUACCUAAAAAGAAAGAAAGAACAAGAAAAACAAAUCAUUCAACCUUCAUUUAAAGUUUAAGUUUUGUAAAUGAUUUUCCCUUAUAGUUCAUCCAUUUGAAUAAAAAAGCACAAAUUAUGCUGUGUAUAUAAUACCAAUAUGAUACAAAAUAAAAUGUUUUUAAUGAGAAUUUCUGGAUUGGAGUUUUUACAUUGUUUAAAAUGUUUGCUUUAUAGUCCCACUUCAAUCAUCUUUUGAUCUGUUGUAAAAGUGUUUCCAGUGGCCUUUUAACUAAGAUGAUACAGUUUUGAGGCAAAAACCUAAAAAUGUGUGUUGUUAGGACAUAGUUUUUGCAGUGCAGCAGGAAAAUUAGAAAAUUAGAAAUUUGCCUCUGAGUUGUGGGCGAGACUGUUGGCAUGAAGCUAAUUCCAGUUAUCCCUUCGUUUACACUCUCUUCCACUAGCUCACAGCCCCUCACAACCCCAAGCUAACGUUAGAAGAACAACAAAAAUGAUGUGCCACACCUGAGCUAUCAAGACACACAGUUUUUAGCCAGGUGCCAGCUUGGUUAAGGAAAGUGAGGACGUUAAGGCAUUAAAUUGUCUACAAGUGGAUGCAUUGGAAUGGAGGAAUGGAGCAGGGAGCUUGAGGCCCGCCAAUUGUAGUUUGUACCUAUGUAACAAUAAGCCUUUUCAAACUGCCUUUUUUUCAUCUGCU